This is a messenger RNA of Dicentrarchus labrax (European seabass), 1493 nucleotides long. It is a transcript of the gene gdpgp1, whose product is annotated as GDP-D-glucose phosphorylase 1. Gene Ontology annotation, cellular component: cytoplasm. Bases 196 to 1284 code for a protein of 362 amino acids. The transcript is spliced from 2 exons. Gene Ontology annotation, molecular function: GDP-D-glucose phosphorylase activity. Gene Ontology annotation, biological process: glucose metabolic process. NCBI's taxonomy places the organism in Eukaryota, Metazoa, Chordata, Actinopteri, Moronidae. The record is from RefSeq and is a predicted model, not a curated record.
AACACGUGCGGCUAGCCUGCAGGAAAUGUGUUAACAGAAGAAGAAAGCUAGCCGGUGCUAGGAACGAGAACAAGAUAAAUAAACGCAAAUGUGAAUAAAAGUUUAUCUUGUGGCUUAUUGAAGGCGAUUCAUCUGCUGUUUGUGCCAAGAUUUAGACACAGUCAUAUAGAGUUAGAAUAAAAAAAAGAUCCAACCAUGCCGCUCCAGUUUGUGUACAGCAACCAGGACUUUGUGACAGAUGUGUGUCGCAGCAGUGGAAACAGUCUUGGAACGGCAUCGCCACCAGUAAAGUUUGACACAACCAUCCAAGCAGGCUGGACAGACAGGAUGGAGAGGGGACUUUUCCGCUACCACCUGGGUGAUUUACAAACACGUAUCCUGCCAGGCCCGCAUGGCUACGUGGCCCAGUUGAAUAUUCAAAGAGGAUUAGAGAGGAGAAAGCCGCAGGAGAUACUGAGCAUUCAGCAGGAGUUCAAUGCCAAGCAGUUCAAUUUUAACAAAAUCAACCCAGAAGAGAUCAUAUUCGAGAUGAUAAAGGACACUGAGGGAGGGAAUGACAAAGUACAGUCGCAUCAACCCUGCAGGAUGGUUGUGCUGGUCAAUGUCAGCCCUUUGGAGUUCGGACAUUGUCUCUUUGUUCCAGAUCCUUCGCGGUGUUUCCCACAAGUCCUGACGACGUUCGCCGUACAGGUUGGGAUAGAAUCUGUGCUCCUGAGCUCUGAUCCUGGCUUCCGUGUGGGGUUCAACAGUCUUGGAGCAUUUGCGUCAGUCAAUCAUUUACACCUACAUGGGUAUUACCUGGACCAUGAGCUCAAGAUAGAAUCUAUGCCGGUCAAGCCACUGGCUCCUGAAAAGGGGUUUUAUCGCUUGUUGGACUUUCCCGGAGGGUUCUUGUUUUACACAGACUCGGAGCGGGUGGUGGAUGUAGCCAGAGCCAUCUGUGGAGUCACAGACUUUCUUGUGGACAGUAACAUUGCUCACAACCUGUUCUUGACUAGAGGAUGUCCGCCCUGGGAUCGCAGACAGAAUGAAGAGGAUCACAGUUCAAGAAAAGGUGUUCGUAUCGCUGUUUGGCCCAGAAUAUCGUGCUUCGGUGCCAAGGAGGAGUCUGCCUUCAAUGUUGCUCUCUGUGAGUUGGCUGGACACUUACCAUUUAAGAACAAGAAGGACUACGAGCUCACUACAGAGAACGAUGUAAUAGGUAUCAUCCAGAGGUAUCUUCUGCCCGAUGCAGAGUUUCACACGUUGGAACAGCAGCUCACUCGUCAUUUGAUGGAUUUAUAAUGUGUCAACCCACCUGGUCAUGGAGUUCAGAUCAACUAGAUUAGAAGCUACACAUUCUUCACAAUGUGCUGAAAAUCAAGUUCUGAAAUGUGUUUUUGGUAAUUGCAAUUCAGAAAAAAAGGUACUUUGGGAUCUAUACUAAAUCUAUAUUUAUUAAUGAGAUGAGAUGGACUCGUGUGUUGUAUUAAAACUGGUUAAAAAUCUAAAAA